Molecule: messenger RNA, 2839 nt
Organism: Amyelois transitella
Lineage: Eukaryota; Metazoa; Arthropoda; Insecta; Lepidoptera; Pyralidae
Gene: Dnaaf5
Product: dynein axonemal assembly factor 5
Exons: 12
Coding region: 126-2708 (860 amino acids)
Biological process (GO): cilium movement; outer dynein arm assembly; inner dynein arm assembly
Cellular component (GO): cytoplasm
Molecular function (GO): dynein intermediate chain binding
Source: RefSeq, a predicted model, not a curated record
CUCACGGCUAUCAUUGUUGUUAUGGAAACGGGAGUGUUUGUUUGAUAAUAAUUCAAUUGAAGAACCUCUUGUUUUAUCAAUAAAACAGGAUCGGUCUCGUCAAUUCUUACGUUAAAGAAUUGAAAAUGGCUGAAAUUAAACCAAAGCUGCAGGAAAAUCCUCGAGGUGCUCUUGAGCAGUAUAUCACGGCUUUACAGAGCGAAUCCAAGAUGACCCGAAAACAAGCCCUUUUGAAUAUAAAUACAGAGAUAUUUGAGAGUGCAGUGAAUAGCGACUGCGACCUAACUGUGGUGUUUCCUGAAGUGUAUGCUUACAUCCUCAAAAGCUUUUCCGAUCCUUCGGAAGCAUGCCGCGAAAGUGCCGCUGUUAUCAUAGAAAAUUUUAUAGAGAAGUUACCUCUAAACGAUUAUUAUUUAACAUAUAUUUUACCCGUACUUGUACGUCGUAUAGGCUGCCCAGAAAUAGUUGAAGAAUCUGAAGAAAUUCGCUUAGUUUUGAUCCAACUUGUUCAUAAAAUUAUAGAAAAAUACAGGGUGACGCAUCUUCUCACAUCAUUCAUGAACGAUUUUACAAGUAUUUUGACCAAAACUAGCACAGAUCCAUUUCCUAAAGUGAAAUUGGAGGCUUGUGAAUGUAUAAUUUUGUUGUCAAAACUAUUGCAAAGGGAUUUCCAUUUUCAGUCGGAGAGUUAUGUGAAACCUGUUUUGUCAAACUUUUCACACCAACAUUUUAGGAUUAGAGUGGCAGCUGUUAAAGCAAUUGGUGCAAUUGUAAUGGCGGGCAAUGCCAAAUGUUUCGAGCUGUCCAUCACGCCGAUGGCUGAGAAGCUGUUCGAUGAGAACACCCAGGUGCGGCUGCAGGUCACCCAGGAGGUCGGCAACUGGAUGCUGAACUACAGAGAUAGAUACUCUUUCUGGCAUCGGAUGAUACCACUCAUUUUGACCAGUAUGAGUGACGUCAUGGCGGAUAUAAGAGAGACUGCUACUAAGCUCUGGACGGACAUUGGGCUCCAGUACAUGGACGAGAACGAGGAAGACCUGAAGAAGAGGACGGACUUCCUCAAAGACGUGCCCUCACAUUACCCUGACGUCAAGAGACCCAACCUUGGGUGCAGAAUCCUAGUUCAGAGCAAUAUUGGGAAGAUUGUACCGGCUAUUUAUAGAGAAAUGGAAGGUUGGCAGGCGGACGCUCGCCUCCGUUGCGCCCAGCUGCUUUGUUGGUUGCUGUUGUGCGCUGAAGAGGGCGCCACGCAACACGCCAACACCAUCGUCAGGACCAUGGUGCGGGGCGCCGUGGACGAGGACCCUAGGAUCGUUGUUGAGAUAAAACGCGCAGCCGAACUGUUCGGCUACUUCAUCAGCCCCGAGACCUGGUGGCCGCUGCUGGAGGCCGACGUGGACUCGUGGGGAGUCCUGCUGGUGCUCGCCAACAUCCUGAAGGGAUCCCGCGCCGAGCUGGUCAAGGAGAAGGUGUUGGGGGAGCUGUGCAAAGAGUUGGCGGAUCCUGAUAGGUGUCAGAUGAGGAAGGUUAAGUACCAAACCAACCUGAUGCACGUAUCCGAAGCCCUGAUGGACCUCUGCGGGGAGGAUUGCUCUGUGGUCGCAGAACAUAUCUUUACCAUAGUGUUCAACGUGUACGCUAUGCCGGUGGAUGACCAGGUCCAGUUCAUGGCUUUGUCAAACCUUGACAAACUGCGUUUCAUCAAAAAAGAUGGCCGUUCGUUGACAUCUCUGUACGAGAGACACAUCAGUCUCAUCCUCGAGGACAUCAAGAGUGACCCCCUCACUUGGACCCUGAUGUCCCCUGACCGCUGUCUGCUGGAGUGCGUACUGUUGCGUUGCGGUUCAGCUAUAGGCAACCAGUUGCAUCUGAUAGCGCCGCUCCUCACGAAAUGCCUGGCUACUCCCAAAGCGGAUCCGGAAGUGAAGCUGAAGAUAUUCACCAGCCUGUCCACGGCCCUGCUGAGACGUGAGGACAACUUCAGGAAGUGUCAGCGUGACGCUUUGGAGGAGUUCCUCAAGAUUGUCAUAAAAGAUGUAAUAAUGCCAAACUUAGUUUGGUCGCCUGGGCGCACCGCCGAAGCUAUACGUACCGCCGCCGUCGCUUGUCUAUGCUCAGCUCUCCAGGAGAAACCGCAGGAACAGUUACAGGAACAGGGGGACGGCGAUAAAAAUACUAGUCAAGGCGAUACUAAGAAAGUAGACUUGUUCCCCACGAAGGAGUCUCUUGAGCCGUUAUUGGAAGUCAUAGUGCCUUUGUUAGCUGGUCUGGUGGAUGACAACUCUGCCUUGACUCGCCAGCAUACCCUGAGAGCUAUCAGCUGUCUCGCGCCUUUGGCUAAACAACGGGAUUGCUUCACGGCUGAAAUAUUGCAUAAAUUGUACUUUGUUGUCCUCAAGCGCUUGGAUGACAGCAAUGACACGGUUCGGUCGUACGCAGUGCAGACGACACGAAAAUUGUUUGCUAAUCGACCCCAGCCAUACGACACUGUCGUGUUCGGCGCGCAUAUUGAUGCGCUCUACAGUGCUAUGCUGAUUCACCUCGAUGAUACUCAGGAAGCGUUCCGAGCUGAGAUAUUAGAUGCGUUGAUAAUGCUGAGUGAAAUCGAUCCGAAGACGUUAAUGGCGAAGGUUAAAGCAAACAUUCAUCUGUAUAGAAAUAAGGCCGCUUACGAGAGGUUGACGAGACAUCUUGAAAAAAUUGUGUAAAUUUUUUACUACCUUCUUGACCAGUUCUAGUGAGAAUUGUUUUGUUUAAAGUUUUAUUUUGUUUAAAAUAAGUGGUGAAUAUUUUUAUUUAUUUCAAUAUAUUCAGAAGUUGGUUUCAUUUUAUGGAAUAA